UAAUCAUGUAAAGUGCCUACAAGUGUCUGGCUUAUUCUGAUUGGUCAGGACAUUUCGAUGACGCCAGGGUGAUGGAGCCGGAAGUAGAAUUCCAAUAGUAAACACAACCGUGGUAACUGUGUUGUUACUCUUUACAAGAUGGUGUACGUGUCCAACGGCCAGGUCCUGGACAGCAGGUCCCAGUCACCAUGGGGACUCUCUUUACUGGUCGAUCUCUUCUGGGGAGCAGUAGAUUUCAUCAGCCUGUUUUUUAGGACAAUCCUUAACCCGGACAUGACAAAGAAUGGAACUACUGGUUCGUCACAACUAAGUGAUGGCAGAGGUCCCCCUGGUCCCCCUGGAGGCAGAAGGAAGAUGGGAAGAAUAAACCAUGGUACAGGUCCCAGUGCUCCACCAAUGGGUGGAGGAGGAUGAGGAAGGUGA
This is a messenger RNA of Pleuronectes platessa (European plaice), 423 nucleotides long. It is a transcript of the gene selenok, whose product is annotated as selenoprotein K. The transcript has 4 exons. The record is from RefSeq and is a predicted model, not a curated record. Gene Ontology annotation, biological process: endoplasmic reticulum calcium ion homeostasis; calcium ion transport. NCBI's taxonomy places the organism in Eukaryota, Metazoa, Chordata, Actinopteri, Pleuronectiformes, Pleuronectidae. Gene Ontology annotation, cellular component: endoplasmic reticulum membrane; Golgi apparatus.